This is a messenger RNA of Ictalurus furcatus (blue catfish), 3433 nucleotides long. RefSeq names its product sorbitol dehydrogenase (gene sord). The record is from RefSeq and is a predicted model, not a curated record. Gene Ontology annotation, biological process: D-sorbitol catabolic process. Gene Ontology annotation, molecular function: zinc ion binding; L-iditol 2-dehydrogenase (NAD+) activity. NCBI's taxonomy places the organism in Eukaryota, Metazoa, Chordata, Actinopteri, Siluriformes, Ictaluridae. The transcript has 9 exons. Bases 99 to 1163 code for a protein of 354 amino acids.
ACGGGUGAGGAAAAUAAAGAGAGUAGAAGUGUCGCGUGCAGUCACUGCUGGUUUUUUAAAGCAGCUUUGCAUGAAACUCAAGUGAACGAAAGGAGAAAAUGGAGAAAGACAACCUUUCCCUGGUUUUGCACUCUAAAGGCGAUAUAAGGCUGGAACAACGUCCCAUUCCAGAGCCUGGAGCUGAUGAGGUUUUACUUCAGAUGCACUCGGUGGGGAUCUGUGGCUCUGAUGUGCACUACUGGCAGAAUGGACGGAUCGGGGACUUUGUCCUUCAGAAGCCGAUGGUCCUGGGUCAUGAGGCAGCAGGGCGAGUGGUCAAAGUGGGCUCUGCAGUCACUCAUCUCAAACCAGGUGACAGGGUGGCUAUUGAACCUGGAGUUCCCAGAGAAAUGGACGAGUUUUUCAAAAAUGGCCGCUACAACCUAUCACCCACUGUGUUCUUCUGUGCCACACCACCUGAUGAUGGGAACCUCUGCAGAUACUACAAACAUAGCGCCAACUUCUGCUACAAGCUUCCUGAUAAUGUGAGUUAUGAGGAAGGGGCUCUGAUUGAGCCGCUCUCAGUGGGGAUUCACGCAUGCAGGAGAGCCGGAGUUACUCUGGGCAGCUCUGUGUUCAUCUGUGGAGCAGGACCGAUCGGCCUGGUUACUCUGUUGGUAGCUAAAUUCAUGGGAGCCUCUCAAGUGCUUAUAAGCGACCUUUCUGCUGAUAGGCUGGCCAAGGCUAAAGAGUUAGGCGCUGACUUUGUUCUUCCUGUUAAGAGAGAGGAUGUACCAAAGGAUAUGGCCAAACGUGUAGAUGGCAUGCUGGGGGGCAUGCCUCACAUCACCAUAGAGUGUACCGGUGUAGAGAGCAGCAUCCAAACAGCAAUCUAUACCACACGUUCUGGAGGUGUAGUCGUUUUGGUUGGACUCGGUGCUGAAAUGACCACAGUGCCUCUCCUUACCGCUGCUGUCAGAGAAGUGGACAUUCGAGGCGUGUUUCGCUACUGCAACACGUGGCCUAUGGCUAUUUCUAUGCUGGCCUCUAAGCGUGUGAAUGUGAUGCCACUGGUCACACACCGCUUUCCACUGGAGCAAGCUGUGCAGGCAUUUGAGACGACUAGACAGGGCAUUGGGAUCAAAGUCAUGCUGAAAUGUGACAAAAAUGACCAGACCCCAUGAGGAAAGGAAGUUUACUCACUACUCUCCCCAGUCAACAAAGCAACUUAAUCUGGUCAAAUUUUUAUUUUAGAAUUAUUACUGCCUAACCAAUCAUGUAUUUCAUGAAUUUAUAAACAUACUGUAAUGAUAUCUUGGAGAAAUUAAAUGAGAAUUUAUAUAAUCAAGUGUUACAGUAUCUUUGGGCUGCAUUUCUAUACAUUAAGCCUAGAACAAACAAACUGCAAAAAGUUAUAUGUAGUGUAAGCUGGUUUGGCCUGUUCCCACUCAUGUUCCUUUUAUAAGAGAAUGAAUGAAACACCAGAUUUACUGUAUAUAUACACUUGAAUGAAGAUGAUUUUGCUAGCUGUUGUAUGCUGUGAUUAUAACCACCAGGGGGUAACAGAACUCUACAUACUGGAGUAAUGAAUCAUCAUUGGCAGGCGUCACGACUCAACCUCUUGUCUUUUACAGCGCUGGUUCUCAAAGUUGAGUCCAGAAAUCUACAGGUACAGUGGUCUUGAAAGUUUGUGAACCCUUUAGAAUUUUCUAUAUUUCUGCAUAAAUAUGACCCAAAACAUCAUCAGAUUUUCGCACAAGUCUUAACGGUAGACAAGGAGAAGCCAAUUAAACAAAUGAGACAAAAAUAUUAUACUUGGUCAUUUAUUUAUUGCAGAAAAUGAUCUAAUAAUAAUAAUAAAUCCGUACAUUUGUAUAGCGCUUUUCUAGACACUCAAAGCGCUUUACAUAGGAUGCGGGGGGAAUCUCCUCAACCACCACUAGUGUGUAGCAUCCACCUGGAUGAUACGACGGCAGCCAUAGUGUGCCAGAACGCCCACCACACACCAGCUAUUAGUGGAGAGGAAUAUGACAAUUGAAAGGCAUAUGAAAGUAUGCGAUCCUUUGCUUUCAGUAUCUGGUGUGACCCACUUGUGCAGCAAUAACUGCAACUAAACGUUUCCGGUAACUGUUGAUCAGUCCUGCACUUCGGGGAACAGCUUCAACUCUGGGAUGUUGGUGGGUUUCCUCGCAUGAACUGCAUGCUUCAGGUCCUUCCACAACAUUUCUAUUGGAUUAAGGUCAGGACUUUGACUUGGCCAUUCCAAAACAUUACCUUUAUUCUUCUUCAACCAUUCUUUGGUAGAACAACUUGUGUGUUUAGGGUCGUUGUCUUGCUGCAUGACCCACUUUCUCUUGAGAUUCAGUUUAUGAACAGAUGUUCUGACAUUUUCCUUUAGAGUUCACCGAUAUAAUUCAGAAAUCAUUGUUCCCUCAAUGAUGGCAAGUCGUCCUGGCCCAGAUACAGCAAAACAGGCCCAAACCAUGAUACUUCCACCUCCAUGUUUCACAGAUGGGAUAAGUUUCUUAUGCUGGAAUGUAGUGUUUUCCUUUCUCCAAACAUAACGCUUCUCAUUUAAAACAAAAAUUCUAUUUUGAUCUCAUCCACCCACAAAACAUUUUUCCAAUAGCCUUCUGGCUUGUCCAAGUGAUCUUUAGCAAACUGCAGAAGGGCAGUAAUGUUCUUUUGGAGAGUAGUGGCUUUCUCUUCGCAACCCUGCCAUGCACACUAUUGUUGUUCAGUGUUCUCCUGAUGGUGGACUCAUGAACAUUAACAUUAGCCAAUGUGAGAGAGGUCUUUAGUUGCUUAGAAGUUACCCUGGGUUCCUUUGUGACCUCCCGGACUAUUACAAGUCUUGCUCCUGGAGUGAUCCUUGUUGGUCGACCACUCCUGCGGAAGGUAACAAGGGUUUUGAAUUUCUCCAUUUGUACACAAUCUGUCUGACUCUGAAUUGGUGGAGUCCAAACUCUUUAGAGAUGGUUUUGUAACCUUUUCCAGUCUGAUGAGCAUCAACAACUCUUUUUCUGAAAAUGUGUUGUGAAGAUCAGACUUUGAUAGAUCCCUGAAUUUCACCUUCAAAUUAACUGCUAAUCUUAGAGGUUCACAUACUUUCACCACUCACAGAUAUGUAAUAUUGGAUCAUUUUCCUCAAUAAAUAAGUGACCAAGUAUAAUAUUUUUGUCUCGUUUGUUUAAUUGGGAUCUCUUGGUCUACUUUUAGGUGUGAAAAUCUGAUGAUGUUUUUUGGUCAUAUUUAUUCAGAUGUAUAGCAAUUUUAAAGGGUUCACAAACUUUCAAGCACAGCAGCCAGUGGUGGAAAACACAACCCACCAUGAUCAAAGUCACAUUCUUUACCGAGUUCUUAUAGUUAGCCUGUUUAAGCGGUCCCAAUAAUUGAAUGAGUUUAAUCCAAACCACAAUCACUCAAAAACAUAAAUAAAGUCAACUUGGACCGA